Molecule: messenger RNA, 1422 nt
Organism: Stegastes partitus (bicolor damselfish)
Lineage: Eukaryota; Metazoa; Chordata; Actinopteri; Pomacentridae
Gene: cpb2
Product: carboxypeptidase B2 (plasma)
Exons: 11
Coding region: 1-1299 (432 amino acids)
Biological process (GO): fibrinolysis; proteolysis
Molecular function (GO): zinc ion binding; metallocarboxypeptidase activity
Source: RefSeq, a predicted model, not a curated record
AUGGCGACUCUUUUGAUUUUCUUUGUUUUAAUGAAUUUGGAUCUCCUCCUCAGGACAGGACACUGCACAGAGACACGUGACCAGAUUCUAUCAAUCACCCCAAAAACACAAGAACAAGUGGACAUCCUGAAGAAUGUAUCCACACAAUACGAGACAGCCUUGUGGCAGCCUGUUUCACCUCACUACAUCAAAGAAGAGACUCAGGUGCACCUCUUUGUUCCUGCAAACAGCUCAGAAACAGUCAAGGAACUGCUUCAGAGACAUGCAGUAGCACACGAGGUGUUGCUGGCUAAUGCUAAUGAGUUGAUCGAAAUGCAGACGAGGAACGACUCCACCGACCCACGAAGCAGCGCGACUUUCUACGAGAGAUAUCACAGUCUGGAGGAUAUCUAUUAUUGGAUAAACAGAACCGCACAUGACAACCCCAGCACAGUCAAAGUCAUUCUCGUUGGCUCUUCAUAUGAGAAGCGACCGCUAUACGCUCUGAAGUUGUCUUUUAACGACAGGCCCAAUAAGAAAGCCAUGUGGACUGACUGUGGGAUCCACGCCAGAGAGUGGAUCUCUCCUGCUUUCUGCUUAUGGUUCGUACACUAUUCUUUGUCAUUUUACAAGCAGAACCAAGACAUCACUGACAUCCUGGACAACAUGGACGUCUACGUCCUGCCUGUCAUGAACCCUGACGGGUACAAGUACACGUGGACAUCAAAUAGAAUGUGGAGGAAGAACCGCUCCAUCAGCAAGACGACUUCCUGCAUAGGAGCAGACCUGAACAGGAACUUUGAUGCCAACUGGUGCACGGAGGGAGCCUCCCAUAACCCCUGCACUGAGAUCUACUGCGGAGCGUUCCCCGAGUCCGAGCCGGAGUCACAGGCCGUGGCCGACUUCCUUCGCAGACACAAGGACACAGUUCAGCUCUACCUCUCCAUCCACUCCUACUCCCAGAUGCUGCUCUUCCCAUAUUCCUGCAGCUUGGAAGAAGCAGAGAACCACAGCGACUUGCUUGAGAUGGCCGAAGAAGCUGCACAGAAAAUCAGGAGAUAUUAUAGGAACAUCUACAGAUAUGGUGCUGGAGCAAAGACAAUAUAUUUGGCUCCUGGUGGUUCGGACGACUGGGCGUACAACCUCGGCAUCAAGUACUCCUUCACGUUUGAGCUCCAGGACCGCGGGCGUUAUGGCUUCCUGCUGCCACCGUCUCACAUUUCCGGCGCCUGCAAUGAAGCUCUGAUCGCUGUGAAGACUAUUGCUCUCAAGGUCAUAGAGAAAACCCAAGUUCCAACAGGUCCUCCACCAACUGUCUAAGCAGUUUGCCUGAAAUUAAGGUUGGGAAUUCAAUAAUUUAAGGAGUUUAUAUAUCCAUCUCACUGUCCAGUGCACAUCUGUGUGCUUGGCUUCUCGGCCCUCAAUAAACCUGAAGAAUCAGCA